Folsomia candida is the source of this 2563-nucleotide messenger RNA. RefSeq lists its product as uncharacterized. Lineage: Eukaryota; Metazoa; Arthropoda; Collembola; Entomobryomorpha; Isotomidae. Bases 195 to 2339 code for a protein of 714 amino acids. The transcript has 8 exons. The record is from RefSeq and is a predicted model, not a curated record. Gene Ontology annotation, biological process: regulation of miRNA-mediated gene silencing.
AGACAAAGUGAAAUUCUGAGAUUGAGGCACAUUGAGACAUACCUUAAGAUUUUGAGCUCAGAAUUUUGGUGGGAUAAUUUUGCGUCGUCUUUCCAUCGUGUCAGUCAGUGUCAGUAGUCAGUGACUGGCUUCUUCAUUUCACACUCCACCAAGCAGAUUUUGGCUUUGACCUUUAUUUUUUUUGUCGCACCAUAAUGUCGUCUACCCCCCAAAGAAAGAAGCUAAAGAUGACGCCUUUUACGUCGUUUAUGACCAUACGUCGUCGUCAGUUAGAGGCACAAGGGAUGACCUUUUCUGGUGGAUGGGAGGAUGUCGCAUUUGUUUUGGAUAAUGAAUGGCGUAGAAUGGAUAAGACUGAACAGGACAAGUAUGCCGUGUACCACGAGCAGGAGGAGGAAUCAACGCCGCCACCACAGACGCGACCAAAAGCGAAAUCCGUCUUAUCUCCACCAGACCCAGUUGUGCAUGGGCAACAAGUCCCGUACGUUGUUCCAAAGGGGGAAGGGAAUAUGUUCCUCCGUGGACGACCAGGUAAAAGAUUAGCCGAUGGACGAGGGCAGAAACGAGACUGGGUGAAACCGGAAGUGCAGCUUGACAUUGAUCCAGUGAAAGAAUUUGGAUCAUUUCGUGAUAUACUCUUGCAAACUGGAAAUAAGAUUGAUAAACACAUGCGUCAACAUGGCCAUCUCCCUCAACCAGGUUCAGAACCGAUGGAUUUACAGUUACCUGUGCCGUCGUCUUUACCUGCUCGGCCCAAAUCGAAUCCAUCUCCAUUCGUUCUUCCUAACCCUCUCUUCAAACAAACCGCAAAGAAAGUCAAGGUGGAAGUAAAGGAAUGUUCUAAACCAGAAUCCAAAAAGAAAGCACCUGAACAUACAGAAGAAACUCGAAAGGAGCCAGAGCCUAGUUCUGUUUUUCACUUAUUUCAACCACCGAAAAUGCCAGUUUUCAAAAAUUCUGGUCCUCAUAAUGUCAAACGAACAACACUUCCCGAUUGGUCGAUUAAGAAUGUUCAAAUUAAUAUUCACGACCAGGAUGAAGCAUUUUCAAAAAUUCAAGACUAUUUUGCUGCCGUGCUGGAUUUUGAUAAGUUUCUUGAACUGACGUUUGCUUACGUCCAUUUUAACAACUAUUGUCCUGCACCAGGACAGACUACUGCUCCUGCAGAGUUUUGCUGCCUCACCUGGAACCUUAAGGAUGGGAUGGUGUGGUAUGGGGGGUCACCAAUUGAUCCUGGUUCUGACAAGCUUGGAGAUUGGAAGAUGGUGCAGGAACAGAGCAGGAAACUUUCGCUGCCAAUUCCUCCCUACACCUACAGUCGAGGACUUGCCUAUUCUGUGGGGGAAGACCGAUACGACGAGGUCGUCAAGUCAAUCUGGGAGCAAUCACGAACGUUCGAGCUGUCGGACGAGACCCCACGGCGUCCCUACCACUAUGUAUUCGCUGCUGAAGAUAAUAUCCCGAUAGCUGUUGGAUGCUUGGCCUGGCUGAUGGCACAGCAUGGAAGCAACCCUCGGAUUCGCGUUCUCUCAAUGGAACGCUUUGUCUCAGAGUUAUUUCGAACCUGUCAUAUUAGACAGUGCGCCAUAGACCUACAAGCAAAAGUGGUUCAGAAAGUGCAGGGACCUGUCAAGAAGUCAACCGAGUCCGUGGUCAAGGCGAGUGAUCCUGUAGGUACCGGAGUGGGUGGUGAUAAAGCGAAAAGUACCACUACCAAACAUGUUCCUCUUCCAGCAGAAAGUUCAAGUUUGGCGUACGUCGCGUCCAUCAAGUACGCAACCGCUACCCUUCACAGUUUUGAUAUCAGCUCAUCACUGGACAAACGCCUUCGGCUCGGAUGUCUCUGGCACCAGCGCGAAAAUACAUCGGAUAGUAUCGUGCACUGCUCUACGAAACAAUGCAAAAAAUGGAUGUACAAAACACUAGAGAAAGCAUUAGAGAUUCUUAAAAGGAAUUACUCGGCCCAUGCCAAAGAACUUGCCAAGCGCGACAUUGAACCAGUCUUGUGGGGGGAAAGUGAUGCGAUGGGAGUGGAAGCUCGCCAACGUUUAGGAUUCUUUGGAAAAAUUUCUGAAAAGCGGACCAAGGUCCUGGAACGUGGAUUUAUAUUUCCAGAUCUGCUCAAAGAAAUGCAACUCCGAAUGCCUAAUGGGUUGAAAACACCACCAACACAACUCAUUUGGCCUCUCGAACGGUGUGUUGAGCUAGAUCUCAACUGGAGUCGGUCCCAACGUUUCAAAAUCGUGGACCUGGAGCCGGAAGCUAGGGCUCAGAGACUUGUCGACCUGAAACGACAACGUGAAGAGGGAAAUCGGAUGCGGUUUGACGAUGACUGGUGAAUAAUACUUUUAAGAACGGUGGACAUUGAUUACUUGUCGAUAUUCAGCAUAUUUUACGCUCGUGUUUUCAUUUACUUUACAUAAAAAUCACUAGUUACGUUAAUCGACAAUUGAAAAGUUUAUCCAUGAUAUGAUACAUGAAUUACUUAAUAUUGUUUUUUUUGCUUUAAUACAAUUAUUGACUGAUGGUUUAAUGAAUUUGAUAAAUAUUUAAAUGGGAUCAA